Molecule: messenger RNA, 2450 nt
Organism: Polyodon spathula (Mississippi paddlefish)
Lineage: Eukaryota; Metazoa; Chordata; Actinopteri; Acipenseriformes; Polyodontidae
Product: homeobox protein Meis1
Exons: 12
Coding region: 648-2045 (465 amino acids)
Biological process (GO): positive regulation of cell population proliferation; eye development; positive regulation of transcription by RNA polymerase II
Molecular function (GO): RNA polymerase II cis-regulatory region sequence-specific DNA binding; DNA-binding transcription activator activity, RNA polymerase II-specific
Source: RefSeq, a predicted model, not a curated record
GUGCAACACACACACACACUGUACACACACAGGGGCUGGCAGCUAGCAGCAUCGAUCGUGGCUCCUUUAAGACAAGCUCAGCCAGAAAUAUCACCCCACCUCCUCUUGAUCUCAUUUAGAGGCUAUUGCAUACAAAAAUCUGCUCAGGAGUUGAGACUGAUCAAAGAGAGAGCUUGAUUUUUGUAUGCAUUUGAGUAUUAACAUUUAAGGUGUUCCGACCAGUGGAAGCGCACGGCAGAUCAUCAUUCAUUCACUACCUUGACAACCUCGCCUUUGAUUGACAGCUGGAGUGGCAACAAGCCAUGAGACUUGCUAGUUUUGUUUGAGGCAAUUUUUUUUUUUUUUUUUUUUUUUUUUUUUUUUUUUUUAAUUUUUUUUUUUUUAAAUUGAUUUGGGGAAGAAGAUUUGUUUUCUCAAUUUUGCUGUCCUGGGGGAAAAAAAAAAAAAAAAAAAAAAGGAGCUAUUUUAUUAUACUCAACUUCACCAUUAGCUGAAGUUGAGCUGAAGUGAAGAUCUGGUUUGGUCGUCCACUUGAAAAGGAACAUACGGGAUUUGUAAUCUAGUAUUUGGAGUUUGUGGGUUUAUUUUCCAUCACACUGGCCUCCUAGGAGAUAUAUUAUAAGUUGAAGAAGGAUAGAGGCAGGCCAAUGGCGCAAAGGUACGACGAUUUACCCCACUAUGGUGGGAUGGAUGGAGUAGGGAUCCCAACCACCAUGUAUGGGGACCCUCAUGCGGCCAGAUCUAUGCAGCCUGUCCACCAUCUGAAUCAUGGUCCUCCGCUGCACUCGCACCAGUACCCGCACACAGCUCACACCAACGCAAUGGCCCCCAGCAUGGGUUCUUCUGUCAACGAUGCCUUAAAAAGAGAUAAAGAUGCCAUUUACGGGCACCCACUCUUCCCUCUUUUAGCACUGAUUUUUGAGAAAUGUGAAUUAGCGACUUGCACGCCCAGGGAACCCGGGGUAGCAGGCGGCGAUGUUUGUUCCUCAGAGUCCUUCAAUGAGGAUAUAGCAGUAUUCGCUAAACAGAUACGGGCUGAAAAACCUUUAUUUUCAUCAAACCCAGAACUGGAUAACUUGAUGAUACAAGCCAUCCAAGUAUUAAGGUUUCAUUUAUUGGAGCUAGAGAAGGUGCACGAACUGUGUGACAAUUUCUGUCAUCGGUAUAUUAGCUGCUUAAAAGGAAAAAUGCCCAUUGACUUGGUUAUAGAUGACAGAGAAGGCGGAUCUAAAUCAGAUAGUGAAGAAAUCACAAGAUCAUCGGGAAAUCAUGAUCAGACUUCAUGGAACAGAGAUCAUGAUGACACAGCAUCAACGCGCUCAGGUGGGACGCCGGGACCCUCCAGUGGGGGACACACAUCACACAGCGGGGACAACAGCAGCGAACAAGGUGAUGGUUUGGACAACAGUGUUGCUUCACCCAGCACAGGAGAUGAUGAUGACCCCGACAAGGAGAAAAAGCGCAAUAAAAAACGAGGAAUCUUUCCCAAAGUAGCAACAAAUAUCAUGAGGGCCUGGCUAUUCCAGCACCUCACACACCCUUACCCCUCAGAAGAACAGAAAAAGCAGCUGGCACAAGACACAGGUCUCACUAUACUACAAGUGAACAACUGGUUCAUUAAUGCAAGAAGAAGAAUAGUUCAACCCAUGAUAGACCAGUCCAAUCGAGCAGUAAGUCAAGGAGCACCCUACAAUCCAGACGGACAGCCGAUGGGAGGUUUUGUCAUGGAUGGCCAGCAGCACAUGGGAAUUAGACCACCUGGGCUACAAGGCAUGCCAGGUGACUAUGUGUCUCACACUGGUCCGAUGGGUAUGAAUAUGGGACAGCCAAGCUAUAACCCUCCCCAGAUGCCCCCACAUUCUGCUCAGCUGCGCCACGGACCUCCCAUGCAUUCCUACAUUCCUGGACACCCCCAUCACCCAGCAAUGAUGAUGCAUGGUGGACCACCCCACCCUGGAAUGCCAAUGUCAGCAUCUAGCCCCACAAUGCUUAACCCAGGGGACCCAACUAUGGGUGGACAAGUCAUGGACAUUCAUGCCCAGUAGCUUAAAGGAUUUUUUUUUUGGGAAAAACAAAAAGUGUUUGCAGCAAAAACAUCUUUCGUAUAUACAGUCACUUAAUACAGUGACUAAGGAGCUCCGUUCUUGGCAUCAACUUUGGACCAAGGAGAAGCCUGUGUUUUUAUUUACCAGGACCCUACAAACAGGAAACACCCUAGAAAACAAAUAAAAGCAAAUAAUAUGAAUGACUCCUGGGGGACAUGUUGAGUACUGUUGUACAAUUUACAUUGGACUUUUUAGCGAGCCAAGAAUUAAUUAUUGUAAAUGCUAUCGUACUGUUCUGCAUAUAAUGUUGUUUCUUAUAGAAUUUUUUUUAAAUGAUGUGAACUUUUUUCCACACUAUGUGUGUGUGUGUGUGUGUCAUUUCCAUAGACCAUAACCUCCUUCCGA